UUAUCUAUCGUGGUGAUAACUCAGACAUAUACCGGGCCGCCAGAACAUCGGGAAUCGUUGACGCUUGAGCCAAGCAUCGGUGGACAUGUCAGCCAACUCAGCCGCAUCAAUCAUACGGUCCCUGUACAUUCAUCUCUCCCUCGAAGCCCGCAUCAGCGUUGAACCUCUGAUCGCCCGUUUUCAACCCGUACAAUCUACGUCUUGACCGCAAGACUAUCCUCCAUCUGUCUCUCCGAACUCUCAAUUGUCUGAGAAAAUAUAGCUCCCGCAGAAUCCUUGCUACACUAAUAGUCUAAUACACUUAUACACACAUACACAUAUAUAUAUAUACACAUAAUUUUAUAUAUUGAUGGAUCGGCGACGGACGGGAAGUCCGGUGUAUUCGAGGCAGUGGAGCGGGGGAUCGAGUAGUACGGGUUCGUCUUCGCCGGUGAUGUCGCCUGCACAUCCGAGUUCACGGCUGGGGCCGGCGACGAAUGCCUUCUCUACUUUGAAGCGCACGCAGAACGUGGCAGCAAAGGCUGCCGCGCAGCGCCUGGCUCAGGUCAUGGCGUCGCAGACCUCAAAUGACGAUGACGAGGAAGACGAUUUAAAGUUUCGAUUCAGCGUCCCUACACCUCCUGCUCCCUCUACUUAUUCCAGUACUGUUAAGAAUGGUAGCACUAAUAGUACCACACCUACGCUUUUGUUCACUCGGCCAAAUAGAUCUCCCUCUCCCGCGUUAGGUCGGAACUUUGUAGAGCAUGCUCCUUCGGUUCGCUCCACAUCGGCUGGAAGGUUGUCCAUGUCUGUUCGGUCCACGAAUCUGGUGCCACCCAGCAAAUCUUCAAUUAAAACUCCAAGUUCUAUACCGCCCAUUGAACCUCCUAGUAACGGCAAUAGAUAUAAGAGGUUUACAUCAGAUGUGAGGCAGCAUAACUUAAAGGAUGCUGGAGACCAGCGUGAAGCGUCUGGUAUUCGUGAUGAACUUGAUAUGCUACAAGAAGAGAACGAAAAUAUACUUGACAAGCUUCGCCAUGCAGAAGAAAGACGCGAGGAAGCAGAGGCCAGAGCUAGGGAGCUUGAGAAACAGGUUGCUUCUCUUGGAGAAGGUGUAUCCUUAGAGGCUAAAUUGUUAAGCAGGAAGGAAGCUGCAUUGCGUCAGAGGGAGGAUGCUCUUAGAGCUGCCCAACAUUCAAAUGAUGGGAGACAAGAGGAAACUGCUGCUCUUCGUUCUGAACUUGAGAACUGGAAAGAUGAGGCGGCUACAGCUGUGGAACAGCUACGAGAAGCAGAAUCUGAAACAAAAUCCCUUCGCACAAUGACGCAGAGAAUGAUUCUGACUAAGGAAGAAAUGGAGGAAGUUGUCCUGAAGAGAUGUUGGCUUGCUCGGUACUGGAGUUUAGCUGUACAGCAUGGCAUUUGUGCAGAUAUAGCUAUCUCAAAGCAUGAGCAUUGGUCUGCUCUAGCUCCUCUUCCCUUUGAAGUUGUCAUCUCUGCAGGGCAAAAGGCUAAAGAGGAGUCAUGGGAUAGAGGUGGUGGUGAUCCAGAUAGAAGUAAACUUGCCCGAGAUUUGAAUGAUCUGACUGGAGAAGGAAAUAUCGAGAGCAUGCUCUCCGUUGAAAUGGGCCUGAGAGAAUUAGCAUCGUUAAAGGUUGAGGAUGCUGUGGUGCUUGCAUUGGCUCAACACAGACGACCAAGUUUUGUUCGACAAUCCUUUUUAGAUUCCAAGUCAACUGGUGAACCCAAGUUUCUGGAGGCACAUGAAUUAAGUGAAGAGGAGGCAGAAGAUGUUCUAUUCAAAGAGGCUUGGCUGACAUAUUUCUGGAGAAGAGCCAAAGUGCGUGGCGUGGAAGAGGAUAUUGCAGAAGAGAGGCUCCAGUUUUGGAUUAGCCGCAGUGGGCAAUCACCAAGUUCGCAUGAUGCUGUGGAUGUUGAACGAGGAUUAAUGGAGCUGAGAAAGUUGGGAAUAGAGCAGCAACUAUGGGAAGUAUCUCGCCGAGAAAUCGAUCAGCCCCCUUCGAACCUUGAUUGCCAACCACAGACCUCCCACUGAUUCAGACGUCUCCACUUGAUAGACGCGGGGGCCUUGAUUUCCUGCCACCUUUUUUUUUUUCCAAGUCGCUCGCUCUUUAUAUUCUUGUAUCCUUGUAAUUUGCUUGUGCCUAUUUUCCAUAUACAUUUUUGCCCUUAUACGACCUUUCUAUUGGUAGCCACGGCUUGCAUUA
Messenger RNA from Tripterygium wilfordii, 2207 nucleotides. Its product is annotated as coiled-coil domain-containing protein SCD2-like. NCBI's taxonomy places the organism in Eukaryota, Viridiplantae, Streptophyta, Magnoliopsida, Celastrales, Celastraceae. The record is from RefSeq and is a predicted model, not a curated record. The transcript has 17 exons. Gene Ontology annotation, biological process: cytokinesis by cell plate formation. The coding region runs from base 350 to 2035 and encodes 561 amino acids.